GUGUAUGUGUGCAUGCAUGUUUCAGCCGAUUAGAGAGUGGACACAGCGUGAUCGAGCAUGCAGCUUUCAUUGAUCAUUACCAGCCAUCUGGCUGACACUCUGGACUCAUCAUGGAGUCAGGAAAGCAGCUAACAGGUACUUUGGCUCUGGCUGUGUUCACAGCAGCUCUGUCAUCUCUGCAGUAUGGCUACAGUCUUGGAGUCAUCAACGCACCCCAGAAGGUCAUUGAAAAGCACUAUGGGCGAUCCCUGGGGGUGUGGUCAGAGAAGGCCGGCGGCCUGUCAGGAAACAGCACAGAAGAAGACAUGUUCCCAGAGGCGGGGCAACACCCGGCCGUCGUCAUGUACUGGUCGUUAUCGGUGGCAAUCUUCUCCAUCGGUGGCAUGUUAUCCUCCUUCCUGGUGGGAUUUGUGGGAGACCUGAGAGGGAGGAUAAAGGGCAUGUUAAUGGUCAAUAUUCUAGCUCUAGCUGGCGGACUGCUCAUGGGUCUUUGCAGGAUGUGGAAACCGCACAUCAUGGUCAUCUCUGGCCGCGCUGUCAUGGGCUUAUAUUGUGGGUUGACAUCUGGGCUAGUGCCCAUGUACAUUGGAGAGAUCGCACCCAAGGCGUACAGGGGGGCUCUGGGAACAUUACACCAGCUGGCUAUUGUCAUUGGCAUCCUAAUCAGCCAGGUAAUAGGACUGGACUUUGUGUUUGGUAAUGACGAUCAUUGGCCCCUGUUGCUUGGUCUGUCUGGAGCCCCGGCCGUGUUACAAACCUUGCUGCUGCCUCUAUGCCCCGAGAGCCCGCGUUACCUUUACAUCAUACAGGGCAAGGAGCAAGAGGCUCGAAAAAGUUUGUAUCGUCUAAAAGGGCCGUAUGAUGCAGCUCCUGAUCUGGAAGAGAUGAGGAGAGAGAAAGAGGAAGCAGACAGGGAGCCUAAGGUCUCUAUCCUGUCCUUGAUCCGCUCCUCUGUGUACAGACAGCAGCUGUCUGUUGCCCUCAUGAUGCACCUCUCCCAACAGCUGUCCGGUAUCAAUGCAAUCUUUUAUUACUCUACGGCUAUCUUCGCCCGGGCCGGCGUCGCUCAGCCAGUCUUCGCCACUAUAGGAGUCGGAGUCAUCAACACGCUCUUCACUCUACUGUCUGUUGCACUGGUAGACAGAGCUGGCCGGCGCACUCUGACUCUGGUUGGACUAGGAGGGAUGUGCUGCUGUGCAGUUGCCAUGACAGUGGGCCUCAAAUUACAGAAUGAAUACGCAUGGAUGAGCUACGUCAGCAUGUCAGCUGUCUUCCUCUUUGUGAGUUUCUUUGAAAUCGGUCCCGGUCCCAUCCCAUGGUUCAUAGUUGCCGAGCUGUUCAGUCAGGGGCCUCGGCCUGCAGCCAUCGCUCUGGCUGGCUGCUGCAACUGGAGCAGCAACUUCCUCAUAGCCAUGACUUUUCCAUACAUACAGACUUUGUUGGAUUCUUACGUGUUCAUCCUGUUUGCUGUGCUGCUUCUCGGCUUCACUGUUUACAUUUAUUUUCGGGUCCCCGAGACCAAGGGCAAAAGCUUUGAGGAGAUUGCCAGAGUCUUCAACAAGGACCGGAAAAAGUCGUCACACCCCCCCGGAGAUGGUACUGAACUGCAGCAGCUCAAAACAUCGACAGAUGCGUGAAACAACACGGGCGCUUUGGUGUGGUCUAUUUGUUUGCAUGUGCGAGGGCGUGUUUCACUGUCAGUAUUUCAAACGUCAAGCGAUAUACGUCCGAUUUGUCCAUGUAAUAUUGUAGCUUGUUACUUGGUGAAUUAAGGAGACUCUAAACCAGACUUUACAAUUUUUUAAGUUGAGCCGACAAAGAAGUUUGCCCCGACUGCGGUUCCCCUGAGAUUUAUGGCCUCUUUUAUUGUUGUAGUUUUCAGGUUUAAGUUUUCUAGUUCAAUUAAACUGCUCUUGUAGCUUAAUGUCGUUGCUCAGCACCAGACGUGUGUCCAGACAAGCUUACUGAGUGAGCAGUGAACGUAGCAGGGCAUGUAGGAGCUAAAGAGACAGAUACAGAAAGGAGCCUUCUGGUUGUGUAUAAAUUCAUCAGUUGACCAAAAUCUCAAACCCAAAUGAAUGCUUACACGUUUGCUGGUUUUGUAAAUGGGCAGCAAGUUGCCAUCAAGUUUGUCCAUGUUGUUUUUGCAACUUGUCUCUCCCAUCUUUAAAAAAAAAUUCAGUUCAAAAGUAGAACGGUGGAAUUACCGGGCCAAUAUUUUUUUUUUGUUAUUUACUCCUCCAUCAUUUUCUGUUUUGAAAUAUCACAAGCCAAACACACACACACAUGCAUUUUGCACAAUGCUACUUCUCUUGAGUGUUUGGCCUUCCCUUUGAAAAGUGUAUGUAUGCGUAUGUAUGAAUAUCACUUUUAGGCGUUUUUCACAUUCUUUUGUUGAAAGAGGGGAUAUUUGUCUAUACUAACUUUAAAACGGCUGAGGCAGGCAAGUACAGCCAUUCCUCUCUGACAUUACAGCCAACAGUGAUCCAAUAACUCACUAAAUGAAUGUCGACACUUGGAGCCUCCAGCUCACAUUAAUUGACUGUGGACUUUUAAGUGUAGGAAUAAAAGUAUUGAAAAAAUA
Gasterosteus aculeatus aculeatus (three-spined stickleback) is the source of this 2584-nucleotide messenger RNA. It is a transcript of the gene slc2a2, whose product is annotated as solute carrier family 2 member 2. NCBI's taxonomy places the organism in Eukaryota, Metazoa, Chordata, Actinopteri, Perciformes, Gasterosteidae. Gene Ontology annotation, biological process: dehydroascorbic acid transport. Gene Ontology annotation, cellular component: plasma membrane; brush border. Gene Ontology annotation, molecular function: D-glucose transmembrane transporter activity. The record is from RefSeq and is a predicted model, not a curated record.